AUACCGUAGAAAGUGUUGGCAUUAGAAGAAUGCUGUGUUAGUUGCACAGAUCCCUGACGUAAGACACGAUUAACAACUGCUUGAAGCUUCUGACUGGUACUGAUGGGGAACACCAGUGACCGUGUGUCUGGUCAUGACCGCCAUGGAGCCAAAGCCCAUCGCUCGGACAGCGGGGGUGACCACAAAGAUCUGGAGCCCAGUAAGAUGGUGGAUAGCACGGAUGACCCCAAUAUCUUCAAUACCUACGGCCCUGAGUCAAAGGUGUCUGGAGAUAAGGACUUCACUCCAGAUUUAGAUGACAUGGUGAAGACUAGCCCUCAGGCCAGGCCCACUGUAAUACGCUGGGGAGGAGGAGGAAAGGAAGUCUACAUCACUGGCUCUUUCAAUAACUGGAGCAACAAAAUUCCUCUCAUAAAGAGCCACAAUGACUUCGUGGCCAUCCUGGAUUUGCCUGAAGGAGAGCACCAGUACAAAUUUUUUGUAGAUGGACACUGGGUACAUGACCCAUCAGAGCCCAUCACCACCAGCCAACUGGGCACAAUUAACAACAUAAUUGAAGUGAAGCAGUCUGACUUUGAGGUUUUUGAUGCCCUACAAGUGGACUCCCUAGAAUGCUCAGACACAUCAGACCUAUCCAGCUCGCCGCCUGGCCCAUAUGGACAGGAACUCUAUAUGUUCAGGCCAGAGGAACGCUUCAAGGCCCCGCCCAUUCUCCCACCUCACCUCUUACAAGUCAUUUUAAACAAGGACACAAACGUAUCUUGUGAUCCUGCCCUGUUGCCUGAGCCUAACCAUGUCAUGCUGAAUCACCUUUAUGCCCUAUCAAUUAAGGAUGGAGUGAUGGUCCUAAGUGCUACCCACAGAUAUAAGAAGAAGUAUGUCACCUCGCUGUUGUACAAGCCAAUUUAAAGUCUGUGUGUGCAUGUUUCUGAGAAGGUGCCUGAUGGUGGCAUAUAGCUUCAUUACCGAUUGCUGAUGUUGCACUAGAAUACAGCAGAAUAUCCACGCUUGUUGGAUAGACAUCGGCCCUGAGUAGGACAACACACAAGAAGAGUUCUGAUGUGCCUCUAAAAUGUACUAUACGUUUUCUGAACCUAGAGGAAUGCUGGGUGCAGUUCCCAGUAACGUCAGUCAAGGGUGUUUGGAUUGCAUGGAUUCACAAUGUUUAAAAAAAGCUUACAAGGGCUUGUAUCUGGUAGCUAAGCAAUAUUUAUGCUGAAAUCCCCUGGAGGAGGUGGUGAUGAAGUGCCGUGUCAGUGACCGUGUUUGGGUGUCUCAUAUGUACUGUUAAAUAGUGGCUUGCCAUCCAAACAAGUGGGGGACAGUGGCUUAUGUUUGAUUAGCAUUGUAUAGUGAUGCAUGGUGAUCAUGACAUUUAUUUAUUUCAGCCUAAAUUGAUAAAAGUAGUCUCUCUUUAUGUGCCAUGUAAGGUUCAUGCUGUAUUGAGUGGACCCAGACUGAUAGUUAUUUAUUCAAAAUAGCAAAGAUUUGUAAAGUCAAUCUAUGAUAAUGAGAGCACUUUAAACUCACUCAGUUUAGCAGUGUGAAAGAAUGUUUGCCCAAGAUGUUCAUCUAUGCAGUAGACUGAUGUUAUACUGUAGCUGUGAUGGAACGGAAGAGGUUUCAUUUUCAGACAUCACCGAUGUGGUGCUUUCAAGUUUUUUUUUUUUUACUGUAUUGCAGUGUGUAUGUUGCAUGUUAUCAGCGGGCAACUGCAUGUGAAUCCCAGGCAGUGGCUUUCUGGUGUGGUUAUCAUUUCACUUCAUAGUGUUUUGAAAUGCUUACAGAUUCAAAUAGAAAGCCAGUGGCCUGCAACUUGGCACUUACCUGUAUGGCUAGAUUGACCUGGAUAAGUGAUAAACUUUAUAGCAGGGGUGGGGAACCCGUUUACAGCCCUUGAGGCUGUUUUAUCCGGCCCCCAAUAUAAUUGUAAUGUUAUGCAGCUUCACAUGAAAUAUGACAUAUUUUGAAAAGGAAUCUUAAAAAUUACAUUUGCAAUACAAUUAAGUUAUAUUCAGGGGGCAUAGAGAAGGCGGGGUCUGUUUUAAAGGUGGCUUCCUUCAAUAUAGGCCUAAAGUGCAGUGGGAAAUCCUGGUUUGUUUUCAUAGUAUUGGAGGAAUUAAAGUGGACCCUUGAAUGAAAGGUUCCCAAUGGGUACUUACUGAUGAGGUGAAACUCACUACUGUGAUGACGGACAAAGCCACUAAAAAUCACCAAAUAAGUGUUCAUGUGUGAAUGAAUUUAUCUGUCAGCUAUUCAGACAGAAGGAUGUGACAUCGGUGCUCAUGUCAGGUUCUCAAGACUAGAGGAGAUUUUUAUUUUGGUCUACUGUAUGUCUCAACGGAAAUGUACUGCAGGGGACAUGGCAAGUGAAUUGUAGGCAUCAAUAGUUACAAACUGGCCUGGCCUUACCCAUCUGUAAGCUUUUGCUCAAUUUUCAUUUCCCAACACGAUAUGAAAUUUUGUAGUGUAUGGUAAGACCAGACAAGUGAAAAACCCACCUUUUUAGGUUUAUUUAUUUUACUUUGCAUUUGGUCCACUAUAUAAAUGUGUCCCAUCCUUGGUAUUUAUGUCAUGUGUUGUUUUUGUACGCUUGUAAUAUUAUUGUAACAUGCUGAUAUCUUUUAAUGGCUUAAUGGUAUUUAUGGGUUUCAUUGCAUUUCAUUCAGCACAAUGUUUUAUGAUGUGUGUGCAAUACCCCUUCAUCUAUAUGUUUAGUGUCAGAUUACAUGAAAACAAAACGUAUAUGUUAGGGUGCAUCAAAUGCCCCCUAUGAAAAAAUAUUGCCUUGGCCCUAUAGUAAAAAUGUUCUACACCAGUAAAAACACACUGUGUAAAAUAUUUUGAAAUUUGUCAAAAUCAAAGUCACUAUCUUGGAAUAGAAUGGACAUUUCGGUGCAUCAAGCUACCCAAUAAAAACAUAUUGCCUCAGCUGUGUGAUAAAAAUGUUCUAUGCACAGUAAAAACACUCUGUGUUGAAAACGUUGAAAUUUAGAUGGAUUCUACUGGGUCCACUAGGCCCAUGAAAAUACAAAAUAAUGGUGAUAGUGAUGGGCAACCUGGAUUCCAAAGCUAAAGUCCAGUUCCACAUAUUCCAAAUAUAGCCAAUAAAAUGAACCAGCUGACACACUGCUAGUAUCAAGCAAGAGAUUGCAAAGCUGUAUGACUGUUAUAUUUGUGUGUUUCACCUGUGGGCCAACAAUUCCUGGUGGAACAUCUGUACUAAAGCUGUGAAUGCUCCUUGGAAUGACUUGUGUUUUUUCAAGAAAUCCCCGCAGUAGGUCAAUGGAGUACAGUCAAUACAACUGCAUGUGAUGUUGGAAAGAGUGGCUUCCCAAAACCUGUACUAAAGUGACUUCUGAGUAUGUCAUGGGUAUCACCAGGUCCAGAGUUCAUUACCAAGGGCCUCUCAGGUAAGUUAUGGUUGUCAUCUGAUGGAGUAAAGUGAAAUACUACCACAGGCGAUGGGAUUAGGAAGUAAUGGCACUCUUUGAUACAGUUGCCUUGUAGCCUAGUCAUUCCAAGGAGCAUUCACAGCUUUAGUACAGAUGUUCCUCCAUGAAUUGUGGGUCCACAGGUGAAACACACAAAUAUAACAGUCAUACAGCUUUGCGGUUUCUUGCUUGAUACUAGCAGUGGUCCAAGGCAGCACGGAAUUGAUAUUGUGUUGCAAAACAACAAUUUUGCCUGAAUAUAGCGGUUUGACCAUCAGUCUGUCCCGAGACUGAAGUCUGUGUAAGUAGAUCCACUGAAUACACACCCUGCUUAGAUAUUCCUUCUGUUUAUGCUCCCAAUACAGGUGAUUUCAAAUUAUCUUUUUUUCCUGUCCAAUUGCCCUUGAAAAGCUUUGGAAUCCAGGUUGCCCAUAGCUAUCACCAUUAUUUUGUAUUUUCAUGGGCCUGGUGGACCCAGUAAAAUUAAUCUAAAUCUAAAUUAAAAUAUUUUACUGUGCAUAGAACAUUUUUAUCACACAGCUGAGGCCAUAUGUUUUUAUUGGGUAGCUUUAUGCACCGAAAUAGUCAAAAUCUUGGAAUAGAAAUGGCUAUCACCAUUAUUUUCUAUUUUCAUGGGGCUGGUGGCCCCGGUAGACUUCCUCCAAAUUUCAAAAUAUUUUACACAGUGAGUUUUUACUGGGGGUAACAUUUUUACUAUAGGGCCAAGUUUGAUGCACCCUAGUAUAUGUUGAUGUGCAUAUACAGUACAUACUUUGAAAGUUGUUAUGAUGGACAACACGGCAAAAACUAGAAUUUUGGAGGAGGUUUCGCUUCCCACAUUUGUCGUCAAUGAUGUAGGUUUAUGACCUCAUGACACUGUGUAAUUACUUUGGAAAAUAAAAAAACUGACACAAAUAUCUUUCAUGUCAUCAGUUAUAUGGUUAAGUGCAUUUUAACAAUAUGUUACCGUGUGCAUGUUUUGUCUACAGCUUCCCUCUGUAUUUGAGUGGUUGUGAAAUCUGACGUGAACAAAUUUUACAGGACAUGAAAUGCUUUGCAUUUGUGUUUAUUCACAUCUAGCUCUUCAUGACGUUGCAGUACACAGGCAACUGGGCCUGCAUCAGCAUUCCAAUAUAUCAGCACAGCAGUACAUCCUUGACCAUUAGCGAUAGGGCACUCUCAAACAUUAUUUACACAUAAUACACAUAUCUCAAACCUCCAUGAUCACAACAACGCCAAAUGACUCAGGUGGAGGCAUUGUUUCCGCUCGUUUUCCACCACUAAAAAUUGAUCAGAUUGUUGAUUUAGGCUUUGGUACUAUACAUCUCUAUCUGAGACCAAUAACUUAACCAGUUUUUAGAACACAUACUUCAGUUGAUUUGGCAAUCCUCUCUGGUUUUGCAAACACAGAGCGCAAACAAGGCCUUACCUCUAGCCUGGAAAGGUUUAGGCCAACUAGCAAUUAGAAAUUCAAGAUUGUACAUGACUUUGACAGAGCGAAAAUGCGAGUAAUAUUGUUUUACCUAAAAGGCAAACAAAUUGAUUCUAGUUUAAUUAAUACUAAUCUUAAAUCGUAGGCCCCUGAGGCAUCAGGACCAAGGCAACUAUAUACGAAGGACUUCGCUAUUAUAAAGCCAGCUUGACCAAAAUAAUACAACUCUCAGCAGAA
Engraulis encrasicolus (European anchovy) is the source of this 5103-nucleotide messenger RNA. It is a transcript of the gene prkab2, whose product is annotated as protein kinase, AMP-activated, beta 2 non-catalytic subunit. The transcript has 8 exons. Gene Ontology annotation, cellular component: nucleus; cytoplasm; nucleotide-activated protein kinase complex. NCBI's taxonomy places the organism in Eukaryota, Metazoa, Chordata, Actinopteri, Clupeiformes, Engraulidae. The record is from RefSeq and is a predicted model, not a curated record. Gene Ontology annotation, molecular function: protein kinase binding. Bases 103 to 909 code for a protein of 268 amino acids. Gene Ontology annotation, biological process: signal transduction.